CCUCCCGCCGGGGUUGUGGUUCCGGGGCGCGGGCGGGUGACCGCCGGGCGGGAGGGCAGCAUGGGGUUGACGGUGGAGUCCUUGAAGCAGGCUAUGAAGUACAUGGUGGAGUCGCAGGGCUUCGACCGGGUGCUCCAGAAGGUGAAACUUCUCUCUGCAACUCCUGGAAAAAUUGUUUGUGAAAUGAAAGUAGAGGAGGAGCAUACAAACAGAUUUGGCACAUUACAUGGAGGCUUGACAGCCACACUUAUAGAUGUGGUGUCAACAACAGCAUUGAUAUACACAGAAAGAGCAGCGCCUGGGGUCAGUGUGGACAUGAACAUCACAUAUACUUCUGCCGCUAAGAUUGGAGAAGAGAUACUGAUUACAGCUCAGAUUUUGAAGCAAGGAAGAAAUCUUGCAUUUGCCACCGUGGACUUAACAAAUAAGGCGUCGGGAAAGUUAAUUGCACAAGGUAGACAUACAAAGUAUAUAGGAAAUUAAUAUAAGAAAGUAAUUUAAAAAUAAUUAUGUUGGGCUUAAGAAUCCCAUAUAGAAUUGUUUUCCCAUUUAUGCAGUAAGACAUUAUCUGCAUGAAGUUGCAAUAGUUUAUAUAAAGUAAAUUAGUCUCACUUCCAUAAUAAAUGAACAAAUUUCUUGAUUAUCACCAGUAUUGCUACAGGCCUAAAAUUAGUGCCUAUUUUGGAAUGAACAACACAGUAUGAUAGCAUGGGGAUGCAUCUAGCUAUUUUUGGCCAAGCUAACAGAAAGGAAGAGUCUUUGGACCAGCCAUAUGGCUUAUCAGCAUGACAGUGUUUUAAGAGAUCUGGGUGUUUUUGCCUGUGGUGUCAUUGUGUGACAAAGCAACCCUGUCUUCAGGCCCAUCACAGUCACGUGCAAUCAACACUGUAUAUGCUUACAAACUAAACUACCCAUUCUGUAAGAUGAUUGUACAGAUUUUCUAUAACAUAGCGUGAAACGGGUUUGAAAGCAUAAAGCAGGCUAAUACGGAAUGUAAUUUACUGAUGCUGUUACAAGCUCAAAAUUAUUCAAUAAAGCUUUCUGAAACUA
Molecule: messenger RNA, 1050 nt
Organism: Columba livia (rock pigeon)
Lineage: Eukaryota; Metazoa; Chordata; Aves; Columbiformes; Columbidae
Gene: ACOT13
Product: acyl-CoA thioesterase 13
Exons: 3
Coding region: 61-483 (140 amino acids)
Molecular function (GO): fatty acyl-CoA hydrolase activity
Source: RefSeq, a predicted model, not a curated record